Messenger RNA from Astrephomene gubernaculifera, 466 nucleotides. The record is from the annotation of a GenBank genome assembly. NCBI's taxonomy places the organism in Eukaryota, Viridiplantae, Chlorophyta, Chlorophyceae, Chlamydomonadales, Astrephomenaceae.
CGGGCGCUGGAGCGCAUCCUGCCCCGCGACUACGUGCCCCUCUGGACGCAGCUGGGGGAGGCGCGGAAGGCGCGCGAGGAGGCGGCGGCGGUCAGGAGGGAGGCGGAGCAGCGGCGGAAGCAGCAGGAGGAGGAGCGCCGGCGCAGGACGGGGCUGCGAACACCGCAGGUCGUGGUCAUGAGCGCCGCCAAGCAACGCCUAGUGCAAUCCCUGCUACGCGACCGGGACGAACUGUUCGCGACCCACGGGUCAUCGCUAACCAGCGUGACCCGCGGGUCGGCCGACGCCGACGCCGAGGCUUUAUCCGCAAUGGUGGACAAGCUCAGUGACAUGGGCUUCAGUCCGCAGCACGUACAGCUCGCGUACGAACGGAGAUCUCGGGGAUCUGCCGCAGGCGGCUGCGGAAGCGACGUAACGGUCGAAGCGUUGUUGGAUUGGCUACUGCUGAACCUACCUCCCGAUCAAC